GUGGAACGUCGAGGUGAGUUCCAUUCCCUUCAACGUGUUGUCACUCUAUCAUGCUUUAAAUUAAAACCUGGUAUCACCGCAAUUGUCAGUGGUGCACCUAGUUUCGGUGGUUUUCGACCCAGUCUCCACGUCGCUCGAGUUCAAAUGGAGAAUGAUGAAGGACAAAGUUGGCUAGUGGCAGAUAGAGUGGAGAAGCUCUUGAGUGUCUGCUCCCUCGUGAUAACGUUCUCCAUUUCCAGACCCUUUUACACCACCCACAUCUACCUCUCUUACUGAAUAUCUCAAAGAUUCGAUGAUAACUCCCCUUUCUUCGCUUUGAUGAAUAAAAAAUACACCCUCAUAACACUUUUGGAAUAUUCCACUAUAGCAAAUUCAAAACUGAGAAUUGAGGAAAUCGAAACGAAAUUUCAGGACAUCUUAUCACUGAAUAUUCGGAAUUCUGUGGAAAAAUCAAAGAUAAGUGUAAAUCUCCGUUCCACUUUUCCCGGGAAAUGAACAGUAAGCCGAGGAAGUCCGGGUAUCAUGACAAGAUGAAGAAAAAGGGCAGACAGGACAAGCAGGAAUUGGAGACAAAGGAGAAGAAGGUGGACGAUGUUAAUGACGAUGAUGAGCAUAAUCAGGGCUUCAGUGAUUGGUUGCGAUCGGUGGAUGGCAUUGAAAUGAUGAGGCUGUUCGUAAUAGCCAAUUCACUCCUCGUCUUCAUAACAAUAGCCUGGCCAAAUAUGCAGCAGACAUACACCAUCAUCAAGGAGUACAUAAUGGGAGAGGAUGACGAGUGAUUUCUCAAUUACAGAAGCUAUUAUUUUUUCUUUUUUUUUCAAAAAAAGUAUCGAAUUAGUGUUACUGAAAUUGAAACGCUUCA
Molecule: messenger RNA, 862 nt
Organism: Fopius arisanus
Lineage: Eukaryota; Metazoa; Arthropoda; Insecta; Hymenoptera; Braconidae
Gene: Xport-A
Product: exit protein of rhodopsin and TRP A
Exons: 4
Coding region: 492-779 (95 amino acids)
Source: RefSeq, a predicted model, not a curated record